Iphiclides podalirius (scarce swallowtail) is the source of this 327-nucleotide messenger RNA. The record is from the annotation of a GenBank genome assembly. NCBI's taxonomy places the organism in Eukaryota, Metazoa, Arthropoda, Insecta, Lepidoptera, Papilionidae.
AUGCCCGCCGCGCGGGGCCACCGAAGCGAGCUCGUUGCCGCUGGGCUGGGAGUUAUUCUGCGCGCGUGCGCUAUAUGCGUAGCGCGCGGCGCCUCAUCCGGCCGAGUCGGGGCAUUUAGUGCGCUCGUCGGCGAAUCGGCAUUCGUGCCUAAUGAGCUCUACUCUUUGAACGCGCGGGCGAGGUGGCGGCGGUGGCGGGGCCCGUGGAUCAUAAAGUCAGCCGCUGUUCCAUUAUGCAUGUGCGGCCGCCUGGUUAUCAUCUAUGAACGGAUCAAUUUCACAGUCACCGAUCACAGGCGCCGCCCUCCCCUCCGCCGGAUCGCAGAC